This is a messenger RNA of Fusarium venenatum, 915 nucleotides long. RefSeq names its product RNase P subunit p30-domain-containing protein. The record is from RefSeq and is a predicted model, not a curated record. Gene Ontology annotation, biological process: tRNA processing. Lineage: Eukaryota; Fungi; Ascomycota; Sordariomycetes; Hypocreales; Nectriaceae. Gene Ontology annotation, molecular function: RNA binding. Gene Ontology annotation, cellular component: nucleolar ribonuclease P complex.
AUGCUUUACGACCUCAACAUCGCCUGGUCGCCCUCCACGACUGAGGAACAGCUUCUCCAGGCCCUCACUCUAUCUUCAUCUCUCGGGUACUCAACCGUCGCUCUCAAUCACACGCUCACGCUACCGUUUCCUCCCAACCAUACCGCGCCAUUCCCGUCGAUUCCAUCGUCGCCAACCUCAAAGCUUCCAAAUGUCCUCCACCGUGCGACUCUUCCUUUAUCAGACCCUUCGGCCAAUAAUUACAGAAUUCCGUUCCUCACUUCCACAUACGACAUCAUCGCCACCCGUCCGCUCACGGACAAGGCCUUUCAAAACGCCUGCUUAACGCUCGACGUACCCAUAAUAUCCGUGGACUUUACAAAGUACCUGGAAUUCCACUUCAAACCGAAACCAUGCAUGGCGGCUGUCUCGCGGGGUAUUCGCUUUGAGGUCUGUUACAGCCAAGCUCUGGCCGCCGAUGCUCGAGGACGUGCAAACUUCAUCUCAAAUGUCACAGGUCUCAUCCGGGCCACACGUGGUAGAGGCAUACUACUCAGCAGCGAAGCCAAGGAUGCGCUGUCGCUGAGGGCGCCUGCGGAUGUGGUCAAUCUACUGAGCGUAUGGGGCUUGGGCAGUGAAAAGGGCAUGCAAGGUCUUGGUGAGAUACCGCGUUCUGUCGUUGUGAAUGAGGGCAUCAAGAGGAACGGCUUCAGGGGUGUUAUUAACAUCGUCGAAGUCGCCGAACAAGAAAAAGGGUCAAACGAUAAUGCGGAUAGUAAAAACACAGGGAAAGAUUCCGGAAAGAAGAACAAAAGCAAGGGACAGAAUCAGAACCAAAAGCGUAAGAACGGCGAGGAUGACAAUCAGCAAAUCAGCAAACGACAGGCCAAAAAGAUGAAGCUAGCCCGGAGAAAUGCAACAACGGAGCAGAAAUGA